Messenger RNA from Vitis riparia (riverbank grape), 790 nucleotides. Its product is annotated as cytochrome b5 domain-containing protein RLF-like. Lineage: Eukaryota; Viridiplantae; Streptophyta; Magnoliopsida; Vitales; Vitaceae. The record is from RefSeq and is a predicted model, not a curated record. Gene Ontology annotation, molecular function: heme binding.
AAUGGUGGUUUUCUAUGGAAAGGUAAGUCACCAAAUAAUUCUACCUCGAAGGAGGCAACAGUUGGUUCUUUGUCUUUUAAAGUCAUCGAUACAUCGUCUCCCAAAAAAUCAAAUGAAUUGUCAAGACAAGCAGCAACCAAGGAUGCUGGAAGUUCAGUUAAGGUCCCACAGAAGAGUGCUACAAGGAAGCCUGUAGCUCGGGCCAAGGUUCCUUUUGAGAAGGGUUAUAGUCAAAUGGAUUGGUUAAAGCUUACUAAAACACAUCCUGAUCUUGCAGGAUUAAAUGGACAGUCAAAUAAGAGGCUUAUUUCUAUGAAUGAAGUUAAACAGCAUAGAAUGGAAGGUUCCAUGUGGACUGUUCUGAAAGGCCGUGUAUACAAUUUGUCUCCAUAUAUGAAAUUUCAUCCUGGAGGUGUUGAUAUGCUAAUGAAGGCGGUGGGGAAAGACUGCACAUCUUUAUUUAACAAAUACCACGCUUGGGUGAAUGCUGAAUUUUUACUGGAGAAAUGCCUUGUGGGUACUUUAGACGAUAGCCAGUGACCUGCAGCUAUGUUCCAGUAAUCAAGAAAUGCAUCUCCACCCCAAUUCAUUAUACCUCAUUUUACCAAGAUCGCUCGAGAUUUCCAAUUUUCUAGUAAGCUGUUGUGAACUUCUCGCAAUAAUAUCACACUUUGACAACAAGUUCAAAACUCACUGUGGGGUAAUGCUGUAUUACUCAGAAAUUGUUGUAAUAAUAUCUUAGAACUUUCUGACCAUAUUACAUUGCCUCUAAGCAUUUUAAUUAUUGUAA